Messenger RNA from Syngnathus acus (greater pipefish), 1379 nucleotides. It is a transcript of the gene pln1, whose product is annotated as phospholamban. Gene Ontology annotation, molecular function: ATPase inhibitor activity. Lineage: Eukaryota; Metazoa; Chordata; Actinopteri; Syngnathiformes; Syngnathidae. Gene Ontology annotation, cellular component: sarcoplasmic reticulum; membrane. Gene Ontology annotation, biological process: negative regulation of heart rate; negative regulation of calcium ion import into sarcoplasmic reticulum; negative regulation of ATPase-coupled calcium transmembrane transporter activity. The transcript has 2 exons. The record is from RefSeq and is a predicted model, not a curated record. Bases 177 to 341 code for a protein of 54 amino acids.
UGCUUCUGUUUACAGCCUUGAAUAUCUGACAUAUCUUGGUCUCUCAAACACCAGUCAGACCUGCUCGCAUCUGAAAGUCUAAAAGCGUCCUGUCGCAUAACCAGUCGAGACCUGACCUCCGACCACCUUCAUGUCCUGAUUCCCUCAUCCAGGCUCAGCAUCACCGCAAGACUUCAAUGAUGGAGCGCGUCCAGCACAUCACCAAGUCGGCCAUGCGCCGCGCGUCCCAAAUCGAGGUGACUCCGCAGGCCAAGAGGAACCUGCAGGAGCUCUUCAUCAACUUCACCCUCCUCCUCAUCUGCUUGCUUCUCAUCUACAUCAUCGUCCUGCUGAGCAGCUGAUGUGUGGAACGGGCGACCUUUACACUUCACUCAUCCACUUCAUGUGUGACUGCACGUCUCCCUACAGCUACUCCAAGCCCGACUUGGUGUGUUGUAUACAAUGUAUUUCAGUUGAAGAAUGAGUAAGCCACAGUAUGCACCACCUAUCAGCAGUGUAGAGUUGGAAAGCUUGCACAAUUACAAUAUGUGCAAUGUGUCACGAUAACUUUAAAAAAAAAAAGAAAAAAAAAAGUGAAACUCACAGCUACUCUGGACUUCUAUCAGUUGUUUUUUGUCACAGUCCCGUCCUGAGAAGGAAAGAUGAAAUCGUCACUUGAUGCACACUCUUAAAUAAAAAGUAACAAUGGCGUCACAGAGAACAUCAUUUGCUGUUUAAUUAAGACCGCAGUUGCCUGACACAAUUGAAAUGGCGUGCAAAGCUUCGUUGUGUUGCAGGAAAAGCUAAGAUUUGAAAAAAAAUAAAAAUAAAAUAAAAUACAGGAUAUGUCAACUUGACCCAGAAUUUCUGAAAGCAAAAACAGUGAGGGGCAAAUGAAGCUUCAAAUUACUUCAUGAAGCAAUUAUAUUUUGACUCCUCUAGAUGGCACUGUUGGGUUCAAUAAAAGGUUUUAUGAAAUGCCAAGAUAUUGUGCAUCAUGCAUUCAGUCCAAUGUUGAACUGAGAGCGCCAUCUCGAGGAGUCAAAAAUGAGAACUGCUUCAUGAAGCAAACUCAAAGCUUCAUUUUCUUCUAGUGAAGUCAAUCAGAAGUGAUAUCCAAGCCCCAGUGGCGAGCGGUGCUUUAGUGAAAAGUGUCGGCAGACAAAUUGCAGAGAGCAAUGAAUUCUGCAAAGAGCUACACAGUCGGCUGUCCCCAUAUUGUUUGUUAUUCUUAUGCCGGUUUAACGAUUACAAAAUGUUGAGAUUUGAAAACGAGUGAAAAUUUUAUACAUAUGGAUAAGCCUGUCUCGUUAUAAAUGGUUCACCAAAAUGGUUUGGUAGGAACUGGAAGCUUAUUUUGAGCAGUUGAUCAAGUUACUACCCUUUUGACAUUUUUAAAA